Molecule: messenger RNA, 780 nt
Organism: Corticium candelabrum
Lineage: Eukaryota; Metazoa; Porifera; Homoscleromorpha; Homosclerophorida; Plakinidae
Exons: 3
Coding region: 50-631 (193 amino acids)
Source: RefSeq, a predicted model, not a curated record
AAUUUGCGCAUGCGUCAGACCAUGUGAUUCUGUUUCAAGUAAACUGGAAAUGGCGUACCGUUGGUCACGAUUAACUCGAGCUAUUCCUCGUCCAAUCAGUGCUCGCGCAGGAAUUCGCAGUUUCUCGUCUGCAGGACCUACAUCGAGAGUGCAAGUGGCGACUAGAGUUGCGAUAGGUGUUGCAGGAGCCUCAGCUCUCACUUAUGGAAUUAGUAAAUUUCUAAAAAGAGAACAGAAACUUGGAAUUCUGUCUGUGGCUCAUGCUGCAGUCGCUCCAGCCACGUCGCUACGACCGGAAGCUCAGGAUUCAGUUUUUUCGCAAACAAAGAAACACGCUUUGUACCUUUGGAUUCAUUUGAAACCACAUGCUAAUGUGAAGGCGUGUGGAAAGGUGGCAGCAAACUUGCAGAACCACAUAGACGUUGUUGUUCCUCCAAAAGAAGCUGAUGAAGAGGAAGAAAUCUGGGCUGGAGUUGGAUUUGGACCAAAUUUCUAUCACCAAGUAAAGCAAACUGAUUAUGUUGUUAGAUCAGAGUCGAGUAGUCAGACAUUAAGUACAGGUGCAGAGAGUAGUCAGACAUUAAUUAACGGUGCAGGGUCACCAUGGGACAUGCGCACUGCAUCCCUUUGAAAAGGGUGCGCUUUUUCAAACACUCAGUAACUUAGACACUCUAAUUUGCACUGAAGGCAACACUGACUGAAGUCUCUCUAUAGCCUGAAUUGGAACGAUCAAGACGUUGUGGUAUGAGGUUGCGGUAGACCGUGACUCUGGUAGCUAAA